This is a messenger RNA of Solanum tuberosum (potato), 2902 nucleotides long. RefSeq names its product mRNA-capping enzyme-like. Gene Ontology annotation, biological process: 7-methylguanosine mRNA capping; DNA repair; protein dephosphorylation. Lineage: Eukaryota; Viridiplantae; Streptophyta; Magnoliopsida; Solanales; Solanaceae. Gene Ontology annotation, molecular function: DNA ligase (ATP) activity; mRNA guanylyltransferase activity; mRNA 5'-triphosphate monophosphatase activity. Bases 733 to 2550 code for a protein of 605 amino acids. The transcript is spliced from 17 exons. The record is from RefSeq and is a predicted model, not a curated record.
CGCUCUAUCAACUAUUGAACUGUACUACUACUUGAACUUGCUCCUUUAUUGGAUAUUUCUUUUUGGCUCCUUGUUUGAUACAUGUCUCUUUUAUCUUGGUUGUUUCUUUGCUGCUUGUCUUCGACAGAGCAAUAACCAAUAGAAAGCUUUGUAAAUAAAGUAAAAUUUCAUUAAAUCAAAAUCCAGAGGAUGUAAUUGAUUUUUUUUUUUAAAUAGUAUCCUGAGAGUUGAAAUCCCCUAAUUGCUCAAGGGCUUACAACAUCUAAUAAAUCUAAAGCAAAAUGGUUUCUCCAAGAACACAGAUGAACUUACUUUUCUUUCCUCCUGUAAUUGCUCCCCCCCCCCUAUUAUUUUUUGUUUCUCCCCGUUUUAGCCUGCAGGCAGUUUGGGCUCAUCAAAUGGAAGGGGAAGAGUGGUUGUUGAACAGUGAACAGUGGGAAAUUCAGCAUUGUUGUUGGUAAUCUGGUUAUCUCCAAGUCAUCUAUCUGACUGAUCUAAUUUGAACUAUCUUUGGUUCCACACUUUGUACCUCCUUUUACCAAUCUCGUCUCCGUCAAAUGGGGGAGAAAAUAAAGAAAUAGAACUUGCUUCUUUGUCACUUCUUUCUUUGAUAGUGGAAAGGGAUAGGAACAUGGGAGUAAGUGCCCAUAGAUAGGGGAGCGGGAGGAAAGGAUUCAAAAACUUAAAAGACAACAUCCAGAUGAUAGACCAGCAUAUCCAUCUCAACCACGAAUGCGGGAUGAGAUCUUUCAGACAAAGAGACAGAAACCUAGCAGCAGACUUCCUCCAGGUUGGUUGGAUUGUCCUGCAUUUGGACAGGAGAUAGGUUGUAUUAUUCCUUCAAAGGUUCCAUUGGAUGAAACUUUCAACGAUUGUGUUCUUCCUGGCAAAAGAUACUCGUUUAGGCAAGUCCUCCACCAACAGAGAGUUUUAGGAAGAAAACUUGGUAUGGUGAUUGAUCUCACCAAUACAAGUCGAUACUAUUCAUUGUCAGAUUGGAGGAAAGAAGGCAUCAAGCAUGUAAAGAUUCAAUGCAGAGGCCGCGGUUCUGCACCUGACAAUGAGUCUGUAAAUUUAUUUGUCUCUGAGGUUUCACAAUUUCUUGCCCGUCAGAAACAUGCAAAGAAGUAUAUUCUUGUCCAUUGCACACAUGGGCAUAAUCGCACUGGGUUUAUGAUCAUUCAUUAUCUUAUGCGUACGCUGCCAAUAUCUGUCAGUCAGGCAAUUAAAGUUUUUUCUGAUGCUCGUCCUCCUGGGAUCUAUAAGCCAGACUAUAUCGAUGCCCUAUAUGCCUUCUAUCAUGAGAAAAAACCUGAAAUGGUUGUUUGUCCACCAACACCUGAGUGGAAAAAAUCUUCUGAGCUUGAUUUGAAUGGUGAUGCUAUGCCAGAUGACGAUGACGAUGGAGGUCCUGCAGCUCCUUUGACUGACAAUCUUGAAGCACAAGUAGUAACCUCAAAUGAUGACAUUUUGGGAGAUGCAAUCCCACAAGAUCAGCAAAAUCAUUUACGACAGUUCUGUUAUAAAGCACUGAAAAUGACCCCAGGGGGUAGAGGCCCGCAAUUUCCUGGCUCACAUCCAGUCUCUCUUGACAGGGAAAACUUGCAGUUAUUAAGGCAGCGUUACUACUAUGCCACUUGGAAGGCUGAUGGGACACGGUAUAUGAUGCUGAUCACGAUGGAUGGUUGUUUCUUAAUUGAUAGGCAUUUCAACUUCCGGAGGGUUCAGAUGAGAUUUCCUUGCAGACACACUAAUGAAGGUUUAGCCGAAAAGACCCACCACUUCACUUUACUUGAUGGAGAGAUGGUAAUUGAUACUUUGCCUGACACACAGAAGCAGGAAAGGAGAUACCUAAUUUAUGAUAUGAUGGCUUUGAACCAUGUGUCUGUAAUUGAGCGACCCUUUUAUGAACGGUGGAGAAUGAUUGACAAAGAAGUGAUUGGUCCAAGGAAUUAUGAACGUCAACAUAUAUACCAGAGUAGAAACCCUUACUAUAGAUAUGAGUUGGAGCCUUUCAGGGUGAGGAGGAAGGAUUUUUUUCUGCUCUCUACUGUCACAAAACUUCUCAAAGAAUUUAUCCCAAAGCUUUCACAUGAAGCUGAUGGUCUUAUUUUUCAGGGUUGGGAUGAUCCUUAUGUUCCUCGCACGCAUGAGGGUCUCUUGAAGUGGAAAUACCCUGAAAUGAACUCGGUCGACUUUCUGUUUGAGGUGGUCGACGAUCGUGAAUUGCUUUAUCUACAUGAACGAGGGAAGAAGAAACUAAUGGAGGGGAGUAGAGUUGUUUUCCCAGAUGGUUCUGAUCCAUCAGCUUACUCCGGUAAAAUAAUAGAGUGCUCUUUUGACACUGAUAACCAAAAAUGGAUAUGGAUGAGGACCAGAGUCGACAAAGGAACUCCGAAUGAUUACAACACGUACAGAAAGGUGAUGAGAAGUAUUACUGACAACAUCACUGAAGAAGUGUUGUUGAAUGAGAUUUAUGAGAUCAUUCGACUGCCAAUGUAUGCGGAUAGGAUACAGAGUGAUAGCAAAGCUCAUGUACGACGCAGAUGAAUGAAUUGGUGCUUAGCUGUGUUCAUGACAUGUAGAUCAAUAGAAGGAUAUUUACGAGCAGCCUUAGUCACUAGGCGUGUUUUGUGUACUAUACUGGGUUUGUUGUAUGGAUCCAGUUGGCACACUGUAAACUUAGUGGUCCAUGACUCGGGCCUUAUGUUUUUUCUUCGUUAGCGAUAAGGUUGUCUUGUAUAUUAGUUGUUUUAGUUCACUUAUUUUUUCCUGGUUACUGUUAAGUUGUCUAAGGUAGGUUUUACUCCAGUAGUAGUUUAAAACUUCAAGCUCUAUGUUAUCUAUUCCCUUGUGAAUAUAAGUUUGUUCUACUAGUAAUUUCUAGUUUAUCAUUUGCCUU